Molecule: messenger RNA, 5910 nt
Organism: Ictidomys tridecemlineatus (thirteen-lined ground squirrel)
Lineage: Eukaryota; Metazoa; Chordata; Mammalia; Rodentia; Sciuridae
Gene: Cacna2d4
Product: calcium voltage-gated channel auxiliary subunit alpha2delta 4
Cellular component (GO): voltage-gated calcium channel complex
Molecular function (GO): voltage-gated calcium channel activity
Source: RefSeq, a predicted model, not a curated record
UGAAAAUUUAUUUAUUAUUUAAAAAAUCAUUCCCAAUUACAAAUUUUGAGAAGCUGAAGAAGUCCCCAAAACUCACAAAGCCUAGAAACAGUACAUAUUCUUUUAUCUACAAACCGCCCAACACACCUCUGUAGUAUUUAUACUAAAUGUGUAUGAUUUGUAGUCCUGAGACAUGUUAAUGUUAUACAACAUUAAUCUGAAAUGAAGGCGUUCAUAGGAACAAUUCAAAUGCAUUUUUAAAAUCACUGCCACAUUGUAUUGAGCCACAUAACUGUGUAACCAGAUUCCUCUGAUACUACAACAUUGACUUAUUGAUGAAUAUGUGUAGGAGUUUUGUCACUAGAACACUUGCUUCUUCAAGCAUUUUACUGCGUUGGUGGCAAUUUUGCGUACCAUUUUGCUGGAACCACCAGAUUUCCUCAAGAAAGACAAAUCAAUCACUCUAAGAAGAAGCUGCAGUCCAGCACAUGGGAUGCAUAGUGUGUGGCUUCACUUCACACUGUACCACCACCAAUUUCACAAACAUGAAAAUGUUGAUCAAUUCUAUUUUACAUAAUUGCCAUCAGAAAAGAAACCAGUGUAUGGUGUGAUUGCAAUUAUAUCCAUCAAUCUCAACCUUUUUCCUAAUGGGAGAGAAUUCUUGUUUUGGUCAGGCCUAUAUGAGAACCAGAUCCUUUGGAUGAGUUUCUGCAGACUAGCUUCUGCUCUGGGCCUGGAGUCUUAUUUUCCCCUGACCUACCUCAUAUAGCCAGCAGUAGGCGCUGUAGAACAUAUUUACAUCGCAAUACAACUUGACCUGGGGGUGGGGGCAUGGUCCUGGGUGAUUGCAGAUGACUUGUCUAUACAAGGAAGUGACUGUGAGUGACCGAACUACAUUCCACUAAGCCCAAAUUAAGUGUUUCCUCAACUCAGCUUUCACUGAGCUGGAUAGUGCAAAUGCCCACAGUCAUUCAAACAAACAUAACCCAACUAAAGGAAAGUCGAAGAAGUCAGCAAGCAGAGACAGGGGACUUCACUCAUUGUGAUUGAACUAUCUGACUUUUGUAAAUUUUACAAAAACACUUGAUGUAGGGACUCCCUGGAAAGGGAGGGGUCCAUGCAAGAGGGAGGACCUAAAACAUUAUCAACUUCACAGUAAACCUGUCCCUUUCCCAGAGCCAUGAGCAAGUAAGGUGUGGGGCGUGGGGGCCCAGAGAUUACCUUAUUAGUGACCUAGCCCAAAGGCAGCAGGCUUGGAAACAUGAGCCGACCCCUAUCUCAGGCUCCCAGAGCCUCCGGAGGCCCAGCCAAGCAGGGCUGAUGCUUCUGUCCUCCUAGGAUUGCUCUGAAGUCAAAGAGAAGGUUUGCCACAGUCUUGGCCAAUCAGACCACUGUACAAACCCAGCUGCCCUUCCUUUGUCCCCUAGCUGGGUUCACAGCAUCCUGGUCCUCUUGGGUCCAGAAGCUCUUCUGUUGGUACAGGUCUGCCUCUUUAAAGCAGAAGGAUAUGCUGCAGCCCCUAAUGGAAUGAGCUGAGAUCAGGGUAAUCCUGCUGAGGUCACUGCCCACACCUUCUGCUCACCCCCCUCUCUGCUGUCAGACAGGGAUUAGAGGAGAGGCCAGAGGAUUAGAGAGGCCCAUUUUGUCACAACCUCUCCAGGAGGCCUGCUGUCAGGUGUGCUCCUCUGUAGUCGUGGGGCAGCCCUCCCCUACCAGGAUCCAGCUGAGAGGCUGAGCCCUCUAGGCUUGCAGGGUCCUGCAGUCCCAAGGCUCUGGACCUCCCAGAGAUCUGGGAGGCAGGCCAGAGAGCUGAUGGGCUGGGGCUGCUCUUUCCUCUCCCCCUAUCCUGACCCCAGCAGGAUCACCAUGCCUGGGCUACCCAGGUUCUACUCCAACCCUGGCUCCACACACAACUGGGCCCCCUGCCAUCAGCAGCCAGGAGCCUGGGCCUUCCUGCAGAAGACCACAGUCAUCCUGUGGCUGCUGCUGUCCAGCACUUCUCUGGCCCCCACAUGGGGUCAGACCAAGAUUCCUCUGGAAACAGUGAAGCUGUGGGCAGAAACCUUUGGCCGGGGCCUCUACGACACCGUGACCAGAUACUCCGGCUCCCUCUUGCUGCAGAAGAAAUACAAGGAUGUGGAGUCCAGUCUGCAGAUCGAGGAGGUGGAUGGCCUGGAGCUGGUGAGGAAGUUCUCGGAGGACAUGAAGAACAUGCUACGCAGGAAGGUCGAAGCUGUCAAGAAUCUGGUGGAGGCUGCUGAAGAGGCAGACCUGAACCAUGAGUUCAACGCAUCUCUGGUGUUUGACUACUACAACUCAGUCUUGAUCAAUGAGAAGGAUGAGAAUGGCAACUAUGUGGAGCUGGGAGCCGAGUUUGUCCUGGAGUCCAACGCACACUUCAGCAACCUGCGUGUGAACACCUCCAUCAGCAACGUGCAGCUGCCCACCAACGUGUACAACAAAGAUCCAGAUAUUUUAAAUGGAGUCUACAUGUCUGAAGCCCUGAACCCUGUUUUUGUGGAGAAUUUUCAGAGAGACCCUACACUGACCUGGCAGUAUUUUGGCAGCGCAACUGGAUUCUUCAGGAUCUAUCCAGGUAUAAAAUGGACACCGGAUGAGAAUGGAGUCAUUACCUUCGACUGUCGAAACCGUGGCUGGUACAUACAAGCUGCUACUUCUCCCAAGGACAUAAUGAUCUUGGUGGACAUAAGUGGCAGCAUGAAGGGGCUGAGGAUGGCUAUUGCCAAGCACACCAUCAUCACCAUCUUGGACACCCUGGGAGAGAAUGACUUUGUUAAUAUCAUUGCGUACAAUGACUACGUUCACUAUAUUGAGCCCUGUUUUAAAGGGAUCCUGGUCCAGGCAGAUCGAGACAACCGAGAGCAUUUCAAACAGCUGGUGGAAGAGCUGGUGGUCAAAGGUGUGGGGGUCGUGGACCAGGCCCUGAAUGAGGCCUUCCAGAUCCUGAAGAAGUUCCAAGAGGCCCGGCAAGGAAGUGUCUGCAACCAAGCCAUCAUGCUGAUCACUGACGGGGCCGUGGAGGGCUAUGAGCCAAUAUUCCAGAAGUAUAACUGGCCGGAUCGCAAGGUCCGAGUUUUCACUUACCUUAUUGGGAGAGAAGUAUCUUUUGCUGACCGCUUGAAGUGGAUCGCCUGCAACAAUAAAGGCUACUACACGCAGAUCUCCACGCUGGCCGACGCCCAGGAGAACGUGAUGGAAUAUCUGCAUGUGCUGAGCCGCCCCAUGGUCAUUAACCAUGACCAUGACAUCAUCUGGACGGAGGCCUACAUGGACAGCAAGCUCUUUACCUCGAAGUCACAGAGCCUGAUGCUCCUCACUACCGUGGCCAUGCCUGUCUUCAGCAAAAAGAACGAGACAAGAUCCCAUGGCAUUCUCCUGGGUGUGGUGGGCUCCGAUGUAACCCUGAGAGAGCUGAUGAAGCUGGCACCCAGAUACAAGCUUGGGGUACACGGAUAUGCCUUUAUGAACACUAACAAUGGCUACAUCCUCUCACAUCCUGAUCUCCGACCCCUGUACAGAGAGGGGAAGAAAUUGAAACCCAAACCCAACUACAAUAGCGUGGAUCUGUCUGAAGUGGAGUGGGAAGACAAGGCUGAAAUCCUGAGAACGGCCAUGAUCAAUAGGGAGACAGGUUCUUUCACCAUGGACGUGAAGGCUCCGCUGGACAAAGGGAAGCGAGUUCUUUUCCUAACCAAUGACUACUUCUUCACAGACAUCAGUGACACGCCUUUCAGCUUGGGAGUGGUGCUGUCUCAGGGCCACGGGGAAUAUGUCCUCCUGGGGAACACAUCUGUGGAAGAAGGCCUGCACGACCUGCUUCACCCAGAUCUGACUGUGGCCAACGACUGGAUCUACUGCGUCACAGAUAUUGACCCAGACCACCGGAAGCUCAGCCAGCUGGAGGCCAUGGUCCGCUUCCUGACGGGGGAGGAUCCAGACCUGGAGUGUGAUGAAGAGCUGGUGCGGGAGGUGCUCUUUGACGCGGUGGUGACAGCCCCCAUGGAAGCCUACUGGACGGCGUUGGCUCUCAACAUCUCUGAUGAGUCAGAGCAAGGAGUGGACGUGGCCUUCCUGGGCACCCGGGCUGGCCUCCUCAGAAGCAGCUUAUUCGUGGGUUCCGAGAAGGUCUCCGACAGGAUGUUCCUGAUGCCUGAUGAUGAGACCAGUGUGUUCACGAUGAACAACUUCCCUCUGUGGUAUCGCCAGGCCUCCGAGCAGCCUGCUGGUAGCUUUGUCUUCAAUCUGCGCUGGGCAGAGGGACCAGACGGCCCCGGUGAACCAGUGGCAGUUACGGCCAGCACCGCUGUAACUGUGACGGUGGACAAGAAGACAGCCAUUGCAGCAGCGGUGGGAAUCCAAAUGAAGGUGGAAUUCCUCCAGCGCCAGUUCUGGGCAGCCACAGAGCAGUGCAGUGCUGUGGGUGAGCCAUGCCCAAAGAGCUGCGGGGACAGUGACCUGGACUGCUUCGUGGUGGACAACAAUGGCUUCAUUCUGAUCUCGGAGAGGUCGCAGGAGACGGGAAGAUUUCUGGGGGAGGUGGACGGCGCUGUCAUGACCCAGCUGCUCAACAUGGGGGCGUUCAACCAGGUGACUAUGUAUGACUACCAGGCCAUGUGCAAGCUUCCGGAUCACCACCACAGCGCAGCCCAGCCCCUGGCCAGCCCAAUCUCUGCCCUCCUGAUUGCAACCAAGUGGCUGAUGAGUGAGCUCUUGCUGCUCCUGCUGGAGUGGAGUGCCUGGGGCUCCUGGUAUGACAGAAUGGCAGAGGCCAAAACCGUCUUCCAUCACUCCCACAAGCAUAAGAAGCAGGAGCUGCUGCAUCCCUGCGACACAGAGUACCCCGUGUUUGUGCACCAGACAGCCAUUCAGGAGACCAACGGCAUCAUCGAGUGUGGGGCCUGCCAGAAGAUAUUUGUGAUGCAGCAGAUUCCCAAGACCAACCUGCUCCUGCUGGUGACAGAUCCCACCUGCGACUGCAGUGUCUUCCCGCCAGUCCUGCAGAAGGCCACAGAAGUCAAAUAUAAUGCCUCUGUCAAGUGCGACAGGAUGCGCUCUCAGAAGCCCCGCCGGAGACCCGAUUCCUGCCAUGCCUUUCAUCCAGAGGAGAACGCUCAGGACUGUGGCGGCGCCUCGGACACGUCGGCCUGGCUCCCCCUGCUCCUGCUGCCUCUGGGUGCCUGGGUGCUGCCACCUCAGCUUCUGCGGUGACACUCACUGCAAGGGGAUCCUUCCAGAGACAUUCUAAGAAGUCAGCCUCUGGUGUGGGACGCAGUUCACUACAGCUGGGUUACCUCCCGGGCCUGUGCUCAUCCUGCUUCCAGAGAUUGCUGGAAGAACAAGGGAACAAAGCCCCAGACGCCAUUUUCCAAAGACCCUCCAGGGUGCCUGGUACGGUUCACCCAGGCUCUGUGGGCAUCCUGCUAUGCUUCAUCUCUUCUCUUCAGGAGUCCAGCAUGAGCCGGACUUAGACCAAGACAAAAGAGUUAGUUCCACCUAUUCUGCAGAUCAGACCUGUUUCUAAUGAAGCAGGCUGAUCUUCAGAACCCACGGACCUACAGGUGCUGAGCAGGAGGAGCCGAGUGAGGCCAAGGGCAGGGAGGAGACUGAGGCAAGAGCAUGCCUGGCUGAAAAGGAGGAUGGAGCAUUUCCUAGAUGCUGCUGGUGUGUGUGUGUGUGUGAGAGAGAGAGAGAGAGAGAGGGGGAGGGGGGAAUAGUAAAAAGAAAGACCAAGAACAGGAUAGGAAUAUGUAUCAAACCCUUUUAGGAAACUAUCAACAUGCCUGUGUGUGAUGUCUUCAGACUGUUGCUGCUGGAGAACUUGUGAAAAAUUUGUUUGCUUGUUUGUUUCUUUUUAAAAAUUCCUAGCUAAAGGAAAUUUUGCAGCUAAUAAAAAGUCAGGCUGGACGCAGA